This is a messenger RNA of Hirundo rustica (Barn swallow), 4021 nucleotides long. RefSeq names its product galanin receptor 3 (gene GALR3). The record is from RefSeq and is a predicted model, not a curated record. Gene Ontology annotation, cellular component: membrane. The transcript has 3 exons. Gene Ontology annotation, biological process: adenylate cyclase-modulating G protein-coupled receptor signaling pathway; neuropeptide signaling pathway. Bases 2482 to 3729 code for a protein of 415 amino acids. Lineage: Eukaryota; Metazoa; Chordata; Aves; Passeriformes; Hirundinidae. Gene Ontology annotation, molecular function: galanin receptor activity.
AGCAUUGCUGAUGUGCCUGAGGUUGCCUGCUUCUUCUAUGUUGUCCUGUGCGUCCAGCAGCAUCACCCUGGCAGAUCUGACUGCUGCAAUUCCCCACUGAGGCAGGGGUGUUUCCCAAGCCCCUUUCAACCUGUGCCACCAGCAGCUGGUUAGGGAAAGAGGAUAUGGGCCAGCCAAAGCUCCGUUGCUCCUUUCUCUCCCUCUCACUCCCAGGUGUUAGAUGUGAGGCUUGCUUGGUCCCUAGCUACAAGGCUUUGCCAAUUGCUUUAGUGGUCCCAAACCUGCCCUGGGAAAGACGCCUUGCCCCAGAGAGGCCAUCAGGCAGCGGGCAAGCUGAGAUGGCAGAGGCCAGCAGCAUGGGGAGAGGAUCUGCAUCUGACUGAGGCCAGGGGAAGAGCAGGUGACAGAAACCUUUCAUUUUCUUCCAUGUGGCAGGAAUCUCUGAAUUUGUUCCUCCAAGCUGUGCUGUAGUACUUCAGCAUUCAAAAAGGCACAAGUGUGACCUGGGCAUCUCUUGGGAUUGCUUUGUAUCAGUUUUGCUUCAGAUCAGAAAUUGUAUGUCCUGCCAGCUGCUCUUGUGCCAGCUGAGUACCUGCAGCCAGGGACAGAUUCUAGCUGAAAUGAAGUGUGCUGUGCCUGGGUGCUGGAGUACUGGGUCAUGUCAGCAAAGACGUGAAGUCCUUACGUGUCACUGGGUUGACAGGGAGCAAACUGCAGGGCAAUUAUCUCUGACCUGAGCCAGAGCAACUGCAGUAGAAUACAGGUGUUAAUCCAGGACUGUAGAGCUUUAAAAUGAUGCAAAGGACAGGGAAGAAAUGUGUCCUAUAGGUUCAACAGGCCUGCAACCAAACCCUGUUAGAACAGCUGGUAGUGUAAAUGUGUGCCGAUUUUGUUUAAUUUUCCAUUUCCACAGGCCCUGAGCUCAGCCUGCUGACAAACUAUGAUAUGGAGCUCCCUUUCUGUGGCACUGGGCCCUCACAGUGCUGCAAACUCUUUUCAGCAGGCAGUAUUUUCGCGUGGGGAAGGCAGGGAGAUUGCUCUCAGGCCCCUUGUGCAACCUGAAGAGAUCAAAGUUCAGUGAGAUGGGCUCAGGUAUAGGGAGCUUGAGACCCUGAACCAAAUCACUGCUGAUUUGAGACCAAUGUGUGUGCACCCCUUGCUCCACACCUCCUUUACAUACCUGUACCACCCUUCCUCAUGUUUCUCUCCCCCUGGUCCCCAGCCCUGGUUUCCACCUCUUCCUUGGCCUUCUGCAGGCAUCUCUGCUGAUGCCUCCACUCCACUCGGGAUUAAACUCCAAGCGGUUUAACCCUGCUCAGGCUUUCAAGUCCUCCUCACUGGCAGAUGUCUCUCUGCUCAGCUGCGGGCCAGAGCAGGAACAGCCUCUCUCCUGUGGGCACAUGCGGGCUUGUCCUGCUCCUCUUCUCACCAGACGCACUGACCCUCUCACCUCCGCAUCUCUCCGGUCCCUUGCCAGCCAACUCCCUGCACUCUGCCUGCUUCCAGGCCAAGCUCAGCAGCAGACUGCAAAGCUGUCUGGGGAACAGACUGUGGAGUGCUGGAGUCCUGGGAAGGCAGGAGGGUCAGACAAUGGCACACUGGUAAUGCAUAAUGCCAGUACUCACUGACUUGUAGGCAUGUUAAUAUCGAAUUGAGGCAAAUCCUCCCGCUCUUUAUUGCUUCAAGGCCUUCCAGCCUUGGUCUGAUCUACAGCUCUAGGCAGCUUUUAGCCCAGAAAGCAGAGGAUAUUUUGCUGAGUGGAACAUAGAGGCAGAUGCCACUUUUUGAGGAUGCAGUUCCCACCCCAGGCUUCCUUACCUACCCCACACCCCUGUAUGCUGCUCAGGCAGUCCUGAGUCUGGAGCUGUCUCCCUCUGCACCAUGCAAUAGGUAGGAGAUCCACAUAUUUUACCUCAAAGUAGGGGACUAUCCUAUCCCAUCUCAUUUUCAUACACACCUAGCCCCAAAAAUGCUUCCAGCCCUGGGUCAUGGCCCACCUCUCACUUCUACCCUUACUAGGCUGCCUUGUUGCAGUCACAAACUACCCCACUGCCCACUGAUUCACUCCAGCCCCUUUCCACAUUGCUGUUUCCACCCGGAGCAGUGACCCACCUCUACCAUUUCUCUGCCCGAAUUCCCUUGCCCUGGCUCCCUGCCUGCAGCCCCAGCCAGGCAGGGAUGCCCCAGCUUGGACUGAGCUGGCCGGGGCUGGUGCAAACGGGGUCUGAACCUGCUGUUCAGUGCCAUCAUAUUUCCAUCCCUCGUCCUUUGCUGGAGAUAAAUGCUGCACAAGGGCCUCUGCUGGUGCUGAUGCCUCACGGCACUGGUAGGUGAAGGGUGAGGCAGCUGCACCGCCCCACCCGGGGGUUUCAGAGACAGAGCAACGACCACAGCCAUCCCCACUUCCUUCCUGGAGGUUUAUUUCUUCUGUUUGGGGGGAUUUUCCCCCAGCUCCGAGGGUCCCUGGAGUCUGACAGGAAGAUGCCAGGGGCAUUGAACAUCUCUUCUGACAGGCCAGAGCUACGAGCAGCAGGGAUUAUUGUGCCCAUCAUCUUUUCCCUCAUCUUCCUUGUGGGUACUGUGGGAAAUGGGCUAGUGUUGGCUGUGCUGCUGUGGAAUGGCCAAGUCAAGUACUCCACCACCAACCUCUUCAUCCUCAAUCUGGCUGUGGCUGACCUGUGCUUCAUCAUUUGCUGUGUCCCCUUCCAAGCCACCAUUUACACCCUGGAUGGGUGGCUCUUUGGGGCUUUUGCCUGCAAGAUUGUGCAUUUCCUGAUCUACUUCACCAUGUAUGCCAGCAGCUUUACCCUGGCUGCUGUCUCUGUUGACAGGUACCUGGCCAUUCGCUAUCCACUAAAAUCCCGGGAUCUCCGCACGUCCCGAAAUGCAGGAGUGGCCAUUGUGGUAAUCUGGUCACUGUCGCUGCUCUUCGCAGGGCCUUACCUCAGCUACUACCAGAUAAUCCAUUACCAUGGUGUGCCCAUCUGUGUCCCCAUCUGGGAGGACCAGCACCGAAAGGUUCUAGACAUCCUCACGUUUGUAGUUGGAUACCUGCUGCCUGUGAUUGUGAUGAGCCUGGCCUACUCUAGGACCAUCAAAUUCUUGUGGACUUCUGUAGACCCCAUAGAAAGAAUCUCAGAGUCUCGGAAAGCCAAGAGUAAGGUCACCAAGAUGAUUGUCACAGUGGCCAUUCUGUUCUGCCUCUGCUGGCUGCCCCACCACCUGGUCAUCCUCUGCUUCUGGUUUGGCCACUUUCCUUUCAACCGGGCCACUUAUGCUUUCCGCCUGGCUUCCCACUGCCUUUCCUAUACCAACUCCUGCCUCAAUCCCAUUGUCUAUGCCCUCAUCUCCAAGCACUUCCGCAAGCGUUUCAAGCAGGCCUUCACCUGCCUCUUCUUCCAGAACAAGACCAGGAAAAAGAAGAAGAAGAGAGUUGGAAGGAAAGUCCAUAUGAUCAGUAUGGAAAGAGGUUUUGUCAACAGAACAGGAGCUUUCUAUAGAGGCAACACUGAGAUGACAGAAGUCCCAGAGGAGAACACCAGGAAGAGGGACCAUGAAGGUACCAGUCAUGCCAGAGCAUGGACUCAGCAGGUACAAGAUGUUUCAGUCUCUGUUCAGAAGGAACUACAGGAGGAGGAAAUUUUGGCAAUAGCUGGCCAUUCCUUAGAUGUGACCCCUCUGAGACAAACUGUUGGACAAGAACAAGAAGAAGCCCUAGAAAAGGGCUAGAGAGGCAAGAAAAAAUCUUUAUUUGCAUCACAUUUUCUGACCACAUCACAGUGGUUUUGCUUUCCUCCAGGAUCAGCUCGCCCAUGCCUUAUCCCCACUGAGAUGGUUUUAUGUUGGCAGUGAGAGAUGAGCUCACUCAUUCAGACCCGUUAAACUGAGUUCAAGUCCCCCAGAACUCCUCAAACACCUCCUCCAUGAUCCUGUAGCCAUGUCUGAGACCUGCCAUCAUCCCAGCUCAAUAUUCACAGUAAAAUUUAAGUGACUGCAACAGCCUUCCUUCUCUUUAAUUACG